Funneliformis mosseae is the source of this 385-nucleotide messenger RNA. Lineage: Eukaryota; Fungi; Glomeromycota; Glomeromycetes; Glomerales; Glomeraceae. The record is from the annotation of a GenBank genome assembly.
AAUUCAUGAUCCAUUUAGACCACUUGAAUUAAAUGAUAAAUCAAGGUCAAAAAUAGGAGCACCACCAAAAUUAUCUUCUAAACCAAGAAAGCCUAAUAGAUUUAAUCCAUACAAAAAAUUAUCAAGUGAUACUUUUUCGAUACAGCAGAGGAAAAUUAAACGUACUCAUAAUAUUAAACAAAAUUAUAAUUCAUUCGAUAAUUGUGGUUUUCAAAAUUUUUCUCAACCACCAAUAAUUUACGAUAAUGUUGAAUCUCAGUAUAAUAAUGUGGCAGUACAUGAAAAUUCGUGUCCAUAUUUUGAUAAGGAAUUACCUAAUAUUUUAUCAGAAAACUACAAAUCAAAUUAUUAUCCUUGCAAAACAACCCUAUCACAGAAUAUGAUC